This is a messenger RNA of Naegleria fowleri, 1395 nucleotides long. RefSeq lists its product as uncharacterized. Gene Ontology annotation, molecular function: protein binding. The coding region runs from base 1 to 1395 and encodes 464 amino acids. The record is from RefSeq and is a predicted model, not a curated record. The transcript has 2 exons. Lineage: Eukaryota; Heterolobosea; Eutetramitea; Acrasida; Naegleriidae.
AUGUUUUUGCAUAGUCGUCCGCAACAAGUGGUUCAUUCCUCUCGUUCCGACGAAGAACAAGAUGCAAUGAUCGUGGACACUGAUCCAGUACUUGCAGAAGAACAACAAGAAGGAGGAAUGACUUCUUCUUCAAGCAAGCAGGUUCAGAACUCGAUCGGAUCAUCAUCACUCACUCCAGAAUUUAUUCCAAUCUCUUCCGAGAAAUUAGAAAAGAAGGAAAAGCCUCCGAAGAGAGAUGUCGUUUCAGAAAUUAUUCCCAAUGAUUUGAGUUUGCUGACUUGUGAGGAGAGUGUUCCAUUUUCUCCACUGGUCAAAAAGAGAGUGUUACAUGAAGGUGAAGGCUUGACAGCAACACCAGGCUCUGUCAUUCGAUUUUUUGGAUGUGCCAAAUUAUUUUACAAAAUGACAGAGCAAGAUGUAGAGUGGAAGUGUUUCACUGCUUCCAACAACUUGUUGCAAGAAAUUCGAUUACGACCAAAUAAGGUGUAUCCUGUACAGUUGGAAUGCCUCUACACCAUGAAACAUAAAGAGAAGGCAAUUUUCAGCAUUGGUAAAGGUGUGGACAAGAAUUUGGAAAUUACUCUUUUCCAAACUGGAGAUAGUGACCAUUUAUCCCCUGGACAGUGUCACGACUAUGUCUAUGUACAAUAUUAUGAAAUGACUCAUCUUGAACGAAAAGAAAUUGUCAAUGUGACAAAUUUUGAAGAAGGACUAAAUGAAGUGAUCAAGAAACGAGUUGCAGGCAAUUUGGAAUACAAAGAUUGUCAAUUCAAAAAGGCGUUGAAAACUUACAAAUCAGCUCUCAUCAGUCUCUCAACCGUUAAAUUCGACGACUCUGAUAAUCAAGAACUUUUCCGCGCUCAAAAGAAACUUGUCACUGAAGAAAAAGUUAAAUUAUUGCUCAAUAUUGCAAGAAGUAAUUCGGUCAUGAAAGAUCACAGGUCAUGCAUUGAAACAUGUCAAAAUAUACUGUCUCUGGAUCCUAACAAUCACCAUGUUUUCUAUUUACUUGGAAAGUCUUACAAUUUCCUCGAUGACUAUGAAAGAGGUUUCGAGAAUUUAGAGAAAGCCAAGGUUUUAUUUGCUUCCUAUCAAUCUUCGAUCGAUCCCAACACAUUGGACAAUUUUCAAAAGAAGAAAGAUGAAGAAUUUCAAUAUAAUGUUUCAAUGAUUGAGCGACAAUUAAGAUAUAAGAAGCAAAUUCAAGAACAAAAAUCCGAACAAGAAAUGAAACAGAAAAUGUCUCGCAUGUUCUCAGAGGAAUUAUAUCCCAACCAAGAGCCCUACGAUGAAGACGAAGAUUGGAUGAAAAUGCAAGAACAAGACGAAUUAUUGAAUCGUAAGCCAUGGUUUUCGAGUGACGGCCAAAUCAUGUAUCAACAAUUAUUCAAAUAA